AUGCUGGGCAGUAACAACUAUAAGCUCCCUCAUUUGCGCAAAGAUGCCUCCAUCGAUGACCUACUGAGCUACAACGUCGAAUGCAAUGCUACCUGCGUCACCAGUGCUUUGGUUCACAUGGAUCUUCGCCUUGUCGAGGAAGCCCGCAUGGAGGAGGAGUGUAAUUCAACGGAACAAGACAUCUUGCCGUCCUUCAAGGACUGCAGCGAGCGGCAUGGAAGCGGCUUCGCCGUGUUGGAGCUUGCUGGAUAUACGUUCGUCUUUGGGGAUCCCGUGCGCGUCACAAAAGACGCCCGCCUGCUUCCGGAUGAGUUCUCCGGUGAUGCAGACGCCCAGUUCCUCACAGCGUAG
Aphanomyces astaci is the source of this 351-nucleotide messenger RNA. RefSeq lists its product as hypothetical. The transcript is spliced from 3 exons. Bases 1 to 351 code for a protein of 116 amino acids. The record is from RefSeq and is a predicted model, not a curated record. Lineage: Eukaryota; Oomycota; Saprolegniomycetes; Saprolegniales; Verrucalvaceae.